Molecule: messenger RNA, 3125 nt
Organism: Halichondria panicea
Lineage: Eukaryota; Metazoa; Porifera; Demospongiae; Suberitida; Halichondriidae
Product: mucin-2-like
Exons: 4
Coding region: 83-3004 (973 amino acids)
Source: RefSeq, a predicted model, not a curated record
UUCGUAUUCUUAUAGCUGCUGCUGUUUCCUGUGAGAGACCAAGCCAUUCUCACCAAGAGUAAGUUUGCAAAUUGGUGAAGCCAUGAAAGCCUGGGCUGGUGCAACGUACGGCUUCCUAGCUCCCCCACAGAGCUCUGAGCCCCACCCUCAUCCGGAUGGAUCCCGAUACAGUGCCUCCUUUCCUGUGAAGUACCUCGGAUCAGGACCAGUGCAGCACUACACCGACUAUGAGGGCUGUCUACAAACGAUGAACAAACUGUUCUCCUCCCACCAGCUGAACAACAAACGGAGACUGAGGAGGAGGUCAAAUGAGGACAAGUGUGAGCUUUUCCUCACUUUCACCCCCAAAAGACUCUUCAUUGUCAAUAAAGACACACAGGUUCUAGAGGAGAUGUGCAAAUUAGAGGCAGUGUAUCUGGUUCACCCCCAUCCCACCAAAGACAGACUAUUCGGAGUGCUCACUGACAACUGGAUGUCUGGCACUCUUCACUGUUCUGCUUAUCUCACCAUUGACAACACAACGGGCAGUGAUGUCCUCUACGGUUUUAGAAAAGCCUGCCGUAUCUGGACAGAUCUCCACCAGCCCUCUGAAGAAACUUCUUCGAGUGAGCCAGCCCCCUCCUCGGCCAUAUCAAGCAUGCCCAGUGGAGAUUACGACAGAUUAGAAGCAAAGACACCACCAGAACUCAGCGUUUCUUACUCUGAUUCCAAUUGCAAGAAGAAACUAAAUCAAGCGAGUACUAACUUAUCUAAACUCACGAAGCUGACUGCUGCACUGAGCGACUUGAGAUCACUCAAUUUAACUGAUGGUGCACAAUCAUCUUUGACGUCAUCACAAUUCACCUCCCAGUCAAGCCAAGACAGUACUGAAUCUAGAAUUGCUGAGUUACAACCCCUUUUGUUUGGCCAAGACAGCACUAUCACUGGAUCAACAAGCUUCGAUUUGGGUGGAGAGAACACAAGUUCAACUGAGUCCAGAACGUUGUCAUUAAGGAGAGUGUCAUUUGCUCCCAGUGUGGUCACUUCAGAGACCACUGUCCCCAGCAAGACUACACUUGGUUCAAAACUCAAAAACAAUAUGCGAAGUAUGGUAGUCGGUAAUCAGAGCACUUCAUCAUCAGGUUAUCCACGGCUUUCCCCUCGCGAGUACCCCCCACCACUAUCACCUGACUCUAGUGCCCAUACAUCACAAAUCCCGCAGUCCCUUCUCAAAGUUGACCCCCCCAGUUGUGCCGACUUGAUAGACUUCAGUGCUAGUGCUGAAUCUUCGCUCAAGACAGUCAAUACAGAGUCUGGAUGUACACUCGGAAGUGAUACCAAUAGCCUGUCACUGUUCCAAACUCUCUCUCAGGAUUCCAUUCAGAACAUAGAAAGACCCACCAGCAUGCCAGCCAUCUUCAUACAAACAGAGCCUGAAAGUAAGACUGAUAGGAGCAAAAAUACUCUUUCACUAAUAAAAUCCCAAUUGGCAGCUCAAGGGCUAUCUGAAAGUACAAUGAGCGACUCUGACUCAUUGAUGAGCGUGAGUUCCACUAGCUCUUCAUGUAUCACCUCGAGUGAUUGCUCUUCAUUGGAACAGUCUUUAUCCAAUCUGAGGGAAAUGGCGGUUGAUACCUCGGCAUUGCAUCGCUCUAUACACCAAAUACCUAGUGACACAAACAGCAAUUGGACUGGCACUAGCGAUUUUUCACUUCCAAUGUCACAAAAUGCCCCCAAACCACUGAACGUUGGAUCCUCCACCAGCACUGUGAGCUCAAGUAUCAUGGACACAUCUACCAAAAAAGCUUCUCCACAGCCUAGACCUUCAUGUGCUCUUGAAACUUCUCCCCCCGGACCAUCUCGUGUGCAAAGUGAGAGUGCAUUGGCCAAACUCUUCAACGAUUACACUACUGAUUCAUCUGAUUCAUUUCUCAGCGAAAUCAUGUUUACAACACUCUUCAAGGAACUAGAAUCAUCCUCAAGUGGUGGACUCAGUUCUUCAGGCUCCAGUGCAAGUGAAGUAACGCUGGCAAAACUAUUUAAAGACUUGGCUAAUCAAACAUCACGAGUAUCUAGCCAAUUCAGUACACUUGGGAGGCUUAUGUGUGGCAGCUCAGACUCAAGCAGUGACACAACCCUUGCAAAAAGGCUCUUCGAGCAAAAAGCAAAGCAGUUGUCAACUACUGUUAGUAGCGAUGCCUCAUCCAACAAGCCCUUCACUAGCGAAUCAUCAUUGGGCACUGAAAAUUCAAGCCUUGAUUUCAUGGCUAGUGCCUCCAGGGAAGGUACAUCGUCAACUACUGUUAGUAGCGAAGCCUCAUCCAACAAGCCCUUCACUAGUAAAUCAUCAUUGGGCACUGAAAAUGCAAGCCGCCUGAAUCUCACAGCUAGUGCCUCCAGGGGAGGUACGUCAUCAACUACUGUUAGUAGCGAGGCCUCAUCCAAGCCCUUCACUAGCGAAUCAUCAUUGGGCACUGAAAGUGCAAGCCUCGACCUCACAGCUAGUAUCUCAAGCGGAGGUACAUUACCAAAUCUUUUCAAGGAGGAUUCCAACUCACUGAAUGCUACUACAUCAAGCGAACCAGCAAUCACAAUGGAGCGUGGCAGCAACACAACUACUACAUCAAAUAUCAGCAGCCAGGGAACUAAUUUCAGGAAAUGGAGUGGUUUUAACUCAAGUCAGUCAUCAUCCCUCACCGAGCCGGAUAUAUCCCUUCCAACAGCUUUGGUAUCCCUGACACGAUCAGCACUGUGUACAUCUUUCACUGUUACAGAAUCCAACGUUAUUGAUUUGCCUUCACUAAUGGAGACACUCAGGCACGUCACCAGUUUGCUGGCUAGUUCACAUGCCAUACUGGAUCUCUCUCUGUCUACACUCAGAGAGAAGCUUGCAUCCCAGCCAUCCGGUGUCUGUGUGUGUACAUGUCAAAAACGAAGCCAGAAGGAAGAGAAAAAAGAUAUUGGUCAGAAUCAAGAGGAUACCAGUUUGAGUCAAUCUGAACCCGUAUUGUUGAAAAGCCAAUAGCCAUAAUCAGAACUGAAUUGGUGUAGCAUAAACAUUGUAUUUAACCAUUCAUUUUGAUCUACAUGUAUUGCUGUACAUGUGUAUUUGAGAUUUUCAUCAAUCAGACUACAAUUUUGAGCUA